AUGGCGCGAGCCACUUGUCUCCUCGCCCUCCUGGGCGUUCUCGGGCGCGCCGCUCCGCUCAACAACAGCUCCUCCAGCAGUGUCAAGGUCAGCUGGAUCGGCGACGCCCCGUCCCAGAACCUCGGUACCACCUUUGGCCUGCCCUGGCCGCAGGGCAAGUACCGGCCCGGCGAGGUCGACUUCCAGAUCUCGGACGGGCAAAACCCGCUUCCGCUCCAGUCAUGGGUCACCGGCUACUGGCGCGACGGCUCCAUCAAGUGGUCGGCGCACGCCAUCCCGAGAACCGACAAGGUCGCCGACGAGUACACCAUCGAGGCCACGCCCGUCUCCAAGCGGAAUCACAACCGCGAGCGGAAGCGCCCGAACCAGACUACCAAGCUGUCCGUGAAGGACGGCAGCAAAGAAGUGACGGUCGACACGGGCAAGAUCACCGUCUCCUUCCCCAAGCAAGGGCGGUACCUGGUCAGCUCAAUCAAGACCUCUGGGGGGAAGACCGUCGGCAAGGACGGCAGACUGGUGCUCUACAGCCAGGACGGGGUCCCGGAGACCGCCGAUGACCGGGCGGAUGCGAAGAUCGAGCGAUACAAGUUCGAGAGUAAGAUCGAGGAGGUCACGGUCAGCAAGAACGACGGCAAGGACAACAACAACAAUGACUCGGUCCGCGCGCUCGUCACGGUGCGCGGCAACCACACGGCCAUCGCGAAGGGCUCUUCUUCUUCCGCCCACGGCGACUGGCUGCCGUUCGUCGUGCGCUUCUAUCUCUACGCCGACUCGGACGCCAUCCGGCUGGUGCACAGCAUCACCUUCGACGGCCGGUACGACCGGGACUUCAUCUCGGGCCUCGGCAUCCAGUUCCGGGUCCCGCUGGGAGGGGAGGAGCUGUACAACCGCCACGUGCGCCUGGCCGGGACCGACGGCGGCUUCCUGAACGAGGCCGUCAAGGGCAUCACCGGUCUCCGGCGCGACCCGGGCGCCGCCGUCCGGACGGCCCAGAUCGAGGGCAAGGCCCUCCCGGCCGAGUCGACGUGGGACACGCGGGUGAGCAGCCGGCUGCGGUGGAUCCCCGCCUGGAACGACUACCGGCUGAGCCAGCUCUCGCCCGACGGCUUCACCCUCAAGAAGCGGACCAAGGCCGGCCAGAGCUGGGUCAAGAUCCCCGGCGGCACCCGGGCGGGCGGGCUCGCCUACCUGGGCGGCGCCACCCGGGGCGGGCUGGCCGUGGCCCUGCGGGAUUUCUGGAAGCGCUACCCGACCGGCCUGGACGUCUCGGGCGCCGCGUCCGACGACGAGGGGCAGAUCACGCUCUGGCUGUACAGCCCCGAGGCGGAGCCGCUCGACCUGCGGCCGUACCACGACGGCAUGGGCCAGGACACGUACGAGAAGCAGCUGGACGCGCUCGAGAUCACGUACGAGGACUACGAGGGCGGCUUCGACACCCCGUACGGCAUCGCCCGGACCAGCGAGGUCUUCCUGUUCGCCUUCGAGGCCACGCCGCCCAGCGACGAGCUGGCCGAGCGAAACGCCCUCGCCCAGGUGCCGCCCGCGCUGGCCGCAUCGCCGGGGUACAUCCGGGAGACCAAGGCGCUCGGGUCGUACUGGGCCCUGCCCGAGAACGACGACGACGGUAACGCGGCCGCCUCGUCCUCGUCCUCGCCCGGCGCCCGGGCCCGGGCCAAGAUCGAGACCAACCUGGACUUCCUGGUGCGGCACUACCAGAAGGAGGUGGAGGCGCGGCGGUGGUACGGCUUCCUCGACCACGGCGACGUGAUGCACACGUACGACGCGGACCGGCACCAGUGGCGGUACGACGUGGGCGGGUACGCGUGGGACAACUCGGAGCUGUCGCCGGACCUGUUCGUGUGGCAGUACUUCCUGCGGACGGGGCGGGCGGACGUGUACCGGUUCGCGGAGGCGCUGACGCGGCACACGGGCGAGGUCGACUCGUACCACAUCGGCGACUGGAAGGGCCUGGGCACGCGGCACGGGGUGGCGCACUGGGCCGACAGCGCCAAGCAGGCGCGCAUCUCGCAGCCGCAGUACCGCAAGUACUUCUUCUACCUCUCCGGCGGCGACGAGCGCACCGGCGAGCUGCUCGAGCACACCCUCGACGCCGACAAGACGUACGGCAUCCUCGACCCGCAGCGCAAGGUGCGCACCGACGGCUGGAAGCCGUCCCCGGGCGCGCCCGUGACCUUCGGCCUGGGCACCGACUGGGCGGCGCUGGCGGCCGGCUGGCUGAUCGAGUGGGAGCGCCGGGGCCCGCGGUGGGAGGAGGCCAGGAGGAAGCUGGAGGGCACGGCGGCGGGCAUCGCGGCGCUCAGGAACGGCUUCGUCACCGGCUCGGGCUCGUACGUGAUCGAGAACGGGACGCUGCUGCCGCCGCCGGCGGACCCGGCCAACGAGGGCGUCGUGGCCAUCUCGCACCUCAACGCCGUCUUCGGCAUGCCCGAGGUCGUCUCGGAGCUGCUCGAGUACUGGGGCGACGAGGCGCCCGCGGGCUUCCGGGCCGCCUGGCUCGACUACGCCUACUACUACGGCGCCACCGCCGAGGAGCAGCGCGCCCGCUACGGCGCCGCCUUCUCGGGCGUCAGCCUCCGCCAGGCCCACUCCCGCCUCGCCGCCUACUACGCCGUCGCCGCCGGCCCCGAGUACAACGCGACCGUCGCCGCCCGCGCCUGGGACGCCUUCCGCACCGGCGACGGCAUCCCGGAGUCGCAGGAGUUCGUCUCGACCCGCGUCCAGGGCAGCGCCGUCCUCCACCCCGUCGACGAGGCCGCCUGGCUUGCCACAAACGACUUUGCCCAGUACGGGCUCGCCAGCAUCCAGAACCUGGCCUACAUCGGUGAUAGUCUUGAGGAUUAGAUUGCUGUAAUAUCUUCUUCAUAACUUAGCUAAUAACGUUUCUUUUUCCCCCUUGGCCUUUUUUUCUUUUUUUGUUUGAUGUGGUGUGGGUUUAUCUGUGUGUGUUUGUGUGUGUGGUGAGCCGAAGGAAGUACCACCCUACAAUAAUCAGGAAAUGCUGUAGGAAUCUGAGUUGGUGAAGUAA
Thermothelomyces thermophilus ATCC 42464 is the source of this 3046-nucleotide messenger RNA. RefSeq lists its product as uncharacterized. The coding region runs from base 1 to 2862 and encodes 953 amino acids. The record is from RefSeq and is a predicted model, not a curated record. NCBI's taxonomy places the organism in Eukaryota, Fungi, Ascomycota, Sordariomycetes, Sordariales, Chaetomiaceae. The transcript has a single exon.